AGUACAAGGAGCAGGGGGGAAGCAUGAAGAAAAAGGCAACUUUUCUGCUCAUUGCUGGGGUCCUUGGGGCCUGGUUCAUCUAUAUACCACUGCCAGCUAAUUUUGAGGAGUCCUGGAAACUAACAUGGAUUAUGGCACCAAUUAGAGCAACGACAGGCCUGGCCCUGUUUGCUGACUAUCUAGGAAUCAUCCAUUUUGUGAACAGUCUGAUGUUUUUCAUCGGCUUUCUAGAAGUCCCACCCACAUCUGAUGAAAAUGUCAUUGUGACGGAGACCUUUUUCAACAGUGUUCCUGUCCGUGUCUAUGUACCAAAACGGAAAUCAGAGAUACUGAAAAAAGGCUUACUUUAUGUUCACGGAGGUGGUUGGUGUUUACUGGGAGCUGCAUUUUAUAAUUAUGACUAUCUAUCAAGAAGUACUGCUCAUAGUCUGGAUGCUGUUGUCGUGUCUGUCAACUACAGACUAGUACCAAAAUACCACUUUCCAAGUCAGUUUGAAGAUGUGUAUAAUGCAUUAAAGUGGUUUGUACGCCAAGACGUUCUUGAAGAAUAUGGCAUAGACUCUGAAAGAAUCGGUAUUGCUGGAGAUAGUGCCGGAGGAAACUUAGCUGCAGCGGUGACCCAACAGUUCAUAGAUGACCCAGAUGUCAAGAUCAAACUCAAGAUCCAGGCCUUAAUUUACCCAGUCCUUCAGACUCUGGACAUGAAUUUACCAUCAUACCAGGACAAUGCUGACCUUCCCUUCCUGACCAGAUCACUAAUGAUCAGAUUCUGGAGCGAUUACUUUACCACAGAUAGGUCACUUGAAAAGGCCAUGCUCUUCAACCAACACAUACCCAUGGAAUUAAGCCAUCUUUUCCAAUUUGUGAAUUGGAGUUCUUUGCUCCCUGAGAGGUUUGUGAAAGGCCACAUUUAUCGCCAUCCUAUCCCUGGCAGUUCAGAGCUGGUUAAGAAAUACCCAGGGCUCCUGGAUGUGAGAGCAGCCCCACUGCUGGCCGAUGAGAGCAAGUUGCAUGGUCUGCCUUUGACCUACAUCAUCACUUGUCAGCAUGACAUCUUAAGAGACGAUGGACUCCUAUAUGUCGCCCGUCUUCAGAAUGCUGGAGUGAACGUGACCCAUGACCACAUAGAGGAUGGAUUCCAUGGACUCUUAGCCUAUAUGUGGCUUGAAAUUAAAGACAGGACAGAAAAUCAGUACCUGAGUUGGCUAAGACAAAACCUAUAGUAAAAACAUAAGCAAUUAUAUAUUGAAGAUAUGUAAAACCCAGAACCAGGACAAGCUAGUAAAAAUCAAGAGCUAACAGUUCCUGUGAUGUUUAUCAUCUGUCAUGUCCCUAAGGCAUUGGUGGCCUUAUUUUUGUUGUAAUUAUUGUUUGUUGUUAGCAGAUUCUCCUGUUUUAGUCCUUACUCUUUUAUUCACUUCUGUAAAAAUUUCUGACUUACUUUUUUUUUAUCACAAUUACUCACUUCUAUCUCUAAUUUGCAGCUUUUGUUUAUGAUUGCCAAAUAGUUGAUCAUUGUCAAACAUAUCUGAUUGGUAAAAUGCCAGAAUUUUAAUGUGCCUGAGUUUAGAGCCUUUGAACACUGCCCUGUACGUACUGAAUUGUAUUAUGAGCCAAAUUUCCUGUUUGUUUUGGAUUUUGUACAUUGUACACUUAAUGUGUUCUCCUGGGAUAUUUCCACACAUGUCUAUAACAUGCUUUGAUAUCAAUCUUUCCUCAUGACUGCUUCUUGUCCUUUUCCUAACACCCUUCUACACAAUGUCCUCCAAUAAUGUUCAUGAAUUUCUGUUACUUUGACUCAUGUAUCUAUAUUCCAUUUAUGACAUAAUUUAUGUAGUAUUUGUUUGAGUAUGGCUUAUUUCACUAUGAUGAUUUGUAUUUCCAACAAUUUUCCUGAAAAAUCAAGUUUUCAUUCUGCUUUAUAACUGAAUAAUACUCCUCUGUGUGUGUGUGUGCGCGCACACACACACACACACAUGCGUAAAGCAUUUUCUUUAUGGGAACCAAGGAUGAUUCCAUAAUUUGGCUAUUGAGAAAUGUACAACACUGAACAUAUAUUUGUUUGCAAUUUUAUUGAAUGCUGUCUAAACAUUCCUUUGGGUAUAUACCCAACAAUGUUCCUCUUUUUGAGGAACAUUCAUACUGAUUUCUGUCAGUUGUACUAACUAACAUUCUCACCAAAAGUGCAUAAGAAAUUUCUGCUUUAUUGAAUUGGAAGUGAAAGAUUCUUUCAUAAUUUGUCUCUAUUCAUCUAUUUCUCUUAUUAAAUUUAUUCUUUCCUCACCUCUCAUGUUUGUAGUCACUAUUUCUCUGUAUGGACGAUUUCUUCAAAUAUCUUCUGCAAUGCUGACUUAGUGUUCACAACUUGCUUUAUCUUGUGUUAUUCUUUGGAGAUAUUUAUUUUUCAUUCAAUUUUAAAGGAUAACAAGAAAUAUA
This is a messenger RNA of Dipodomys spectabilis (banner-tailed kangaroo rat), 2436 nucleotides long. Its product is annotated as arylacetamide deacetylase-like. The transcript has 5 exons. Gene Ontology annotation, molecular function: carboxylic ester hydrolase activity. Gene Ontology annotation, cellular component: membrane. The record is from RefSeq and is a predicted model, not a curated record. NCBI's taxonomy places the organism in Eukaryota, Metazoa, Chordata, Mammalia, Rodentia, Heteromyidae. Bases 24 to 1223 code for a protein of 399 amino acids.